UUCCAAGUAGGCCUCUCUCUUUUCCUUGUCUCUUCCCAUGACCAUGGCAGUUGCUGGUGAUUAUGAUCACAAGUCUUGGAGCAGGGUUCUGGUUCUCAAAACUUUGAACCCCCAUCAUGACUUAGGAUCUCCUACGUUUACAUGUUGGCGUCUAUGAAGUAGUAGAAAAAUGCCGGGCGAGCUGGAUUCUAUACACAGUGUCAGCAUUGCCUGCAAAGUACAAUUUCUCUGCCCUACCCAUGUGAUCCAGAAACAGAAACUUCAAAAAGAACAAGCUAGAUUUAAUUGGAAAUGUUAAGAAUAGUAAAAAAAGGAAUAGUUAGAUUUGAUCAAGGACAAGAUGAAGAAACCUUCCUGGAAAACUUAGCAGUGCAACGAAAUGCCUCUGCUUUUUUUGAAAAAUAUGAACGAAGUGAAGUGCAAGAAUUAUUAACAACAGCACUAGUCAGCUGGCUGGCUGCCAAGGAUGAUGUUCGUUCUCAACUAGACAUCCCGUGUGGACUCAUGAGUCAAAUAAAUAAUGUAGGCUUCUCCACUGCCGUCCUAUUGACUCCUGUGGACCCUACUACCCAGUUAGACUACAGGGAAGUCCAUCAGAUCUUAAGGGAGUUGGCCAUUGGAAUUUAUUGCUUAAAUCAAAUUCCUUCAAUCAGUUUAGAAGCCAAUUUUGAUCAGAGUUCUUCUUGUCAAUUACCUCCAGCUUAUUAUGAUACCAGAGUUGGACAAAUUUUGAUCCAUAUUGACUAUAUGCUAAAAGCACUGUGGCAUGGAAUAUACAUGCCCAGAGAGAAACGAGCCAGGUUCUCUGAAUUGUGGCGCACAAUCAUGGACAUUGAUCAAGAUGGGAAGCCUCAAACAACUAAAAACAUAUAUUCUGAGUUUAGUUCAGCAGGUUUGGUUGAUAUUACAAAUGACCCAGACUUUGAGGGGAUCUAUGAUGAAGACAUGAAUGAAGAUCCAACAUAUGAACCCAAUAGCCCUGAAGAAAAGGCUAUGUUCAUGAAAUAUGCUGAGGGUAUGAUGAUGAAGCUGACGUUCAGUACCACACAUAUUCAGCAGCAUGAAAACAUCUUUAUAUUUGAGACAGCCUAUUGGCUUACUAAUGCUAUAAAGUACAACCAGGAUUACCUUGACAUUUGUACUUACCAGAGGCUACAACAAAGACUCUCUCUUCAAAAAAAAGUUAUUCAAAAGCACUUCGAGAAAAAAAAAGAAAUCAGAAGAGGGAUAGGCUAUCUGAAGUUAAUAUGUUUCCUGAUUCCAUUUUUACUCAGUUUAAAAAAGAAGAUGAAAGUUCCAUAUUUAAAUAGUCUACUUCCACCCUUUUCAGACGACAAGGUCAAGACGGAGAGAGAGCUGCCUCCAUUUAUGUACGGACGGAACUUUAAGUGCCAGAACUUCGAUUACAAGGAACAUCAGUACUUCCAUGUGCACGGAGGGAUUGAAUUUGACAUCAGCACGAGCCCAGUAGAGAACGCUCUGGACGACUUUAAGAACAACGCCAAAAAAAUAUGGGCAUGUGCUGCUAAUACCUUUACAGAGGAUUCAGGAUACAAAGAAUUUUACUCAGUACCAGUCAUGGAGUUUUAUGGAAAGAGCUACUAUGUGAUCUAUUUUGAACUUGAAAUUUUCUACCAGCAACUCUAUAAGACUCAAUGGUGGGGAGCCAUAAACGAAAUUGUGAAUAAUCUGAGAUUGAAAAGGCUUCCACUGACUGAAGCUCAACUACACGAGCAAUUUAAGAAAAAAUUUGGUUUAAAAAAAGCUAUGAAAUGCAAGAGUAUCCCAUUUGGUCUGAAGUCUGCUGUUGAAAGAGGCUUGUCUGCUGUUUUCCACACAUUUAGCCGUAAAACCUCAAGCUCCACAAUCAAUGUUUCUGAUGAAGCAGGCUACGCCAUUUUCCACCAUGCUGCCCUGCACAAUCGGGUCCCUAUCAUAUGUCAGCUGUGUAACGCCAACUUCAACGUCAACCAGAGACGCUUCAUCAUGUUCACCCAAGAGUCAUCCAAAAUGGAUAUGAAAAAAGAAAGAAACGGUCCAACACCUCUACACCUGGCUGCACAAGCUUGUUCACUGGAAGCAACCAUCUGUCUACUUUGUUUCAAAGCUGAUUACACACUUACUGAGAAAAGAGGCUGGAUGCCAAUACACUUCGCCGCCUUCUAUGAUAACAUCUGCAUCAUCAUCGCACUCUGUAGGAAGGAUCCGAGUUUGCUAGAGGCUGAGGCAACAGCUGAGAAUCAGUGUACUCCACUGUUACUUGCUGCCACUUCGGGAGCCCUAGACACGAUCCAAUACCUGUUUUCUCUUGGUGCAAACUGGAGAAAAACAGACACAAAGGGGAACAACAUCAUCCAUCUGUCAGUGCUUACUUUUCAUACAGAGGUACUCAAGUACAUAAUAGAGCUGCAUAUCCCUGAGCUUCCGGUUUGGAAAACUCUGGUGGAAAUGUUGCAGUGUGAAAGCUUCAAACGAAGGAUGAUGGCUGUCAUGUCCUUAGAAGUAAUUUGCUUAGCAAAUGAUGAAUACUGGCAAAAUAUUUUGGAUGCAGGCACCAUUCCUGCCUUAGUCAAUCUAUUAAAAUGUCCCAAAAUAAAGCUGCAGUGUAAAAUUGUUGGGUUGCUGAGCAAUAUCUCAAUUCACGUAAGUGUAGUGCAUGCUUUGGUGGAGGCAGGAGGCAUUCCUGCUUUGAUCAGCCUGCUGGCUUCUGAUGAACCGGAACUCCAUUCUCGCUGCGCUGUUAUUCUAUAUGAUAUUGCUAAGUGUGAAAACAAGGAUGUUAUUGCCAAAUAUAAUGGAAUUCCAGCUCUGAUAAAUCUCUUAAGCCUUAACAAAGAAAAUGUGCUGGUGAAUGUAAUGAACUGUAUCCGGGUGCUUUGUAUGGGAAAUGAAGGCAACCAAAAAGCAAUGAGAGACUAUAACGGCAUCCACUACCUUAUCCAGUUUCUGAGUUCUGAUUCUGAUGUGCUGAAGGCAGUGUCCUCAGCUACAAUCGCUGAGGUUGGCCGGGACAAUAAGCAGGUGCAGGAUGCUAUAGCAAUGGAAGGGGCUAUCCCUCCCCUGGUAGCUCUUUUUAAAGGGAAGCAGCUCAGUGUCCAAGUAAAAGGUGCCAUGGCUGUGGAGUCACUGGCAAAUCGCAAUCCUUCAAUCCAGAAGGCAUUUCUGGAAAGAAAAUUAACUAAGGACCUCCUAAAACUUCUAAAGGCCUUUCAAAUAGAUGUUAAGGAGCAAGGAGCCAUAGCACUUUGGGCCUUGGCAGGACAAACACUGAAACAACAGAAGUAUAUGGCAGAGCAGAUUGGAUACAACUUCAUAAUAAACAUGCUUUUGUCGCCAUCAGCUAAGAUGCAGUAUGUAGGAGGUGAAGCAGUCAUAGCUCUAAGUAAGGACAGUAGGAAGCACCAGUAUCAAAUAUGUGAAGGGAACGGCAUUGCACCACUGAUUCGCCUGCUGAGGAUUAGUAAGAUAGCAGAAGGCACACUCCUGAGCGUCAUCAGAGCAGUGGGCUCCAUUUGUAUCGGUGUGGCGCACACGAGCAAUCCCAUGAGUCAACAAUGUGUUGUAGAGGAGAAUGCCUUUCCAGUGCUUAUUCAGCUACUAAGAAGUCACCCUUCAAUUAACAUUAAGGUUGAAGUGGCCUUUUCGUUGGCAUGCAUUGUCCUAGGGAAUGAUUCGCUACAGAAAGAAUUACAAGAAAAUGAGGGAUUUGAAUAUUCUGAUGUCCUUUAUCUUCUUCACUCAAAAGAUAAGGAAAUCUGCUUGAGAGCAGGUUACGCACUCACCCUUUUUGCCUUCAAUAAUCGUUUUCAACAGUACUUAAUAUUGGAAACUGGAAUGAUAACCUUAUCUAUUUUUGAGCCUUUUCUUCAAUCCAGAGUUGAAACAGAGAGGGCAAUGGCAGCAUUUCAGAUUAUCGUAUUAGCUAAAGUCAUUAUAGACAUGGAUCAUAUUACUUUGUCUGCAAGAGGUGUUACUAUUUUAGCUGACAGCCUGUAUUCAGCCCACACUCCUACUCUUGCCCUGACAGGUAAUCUAAUAGCUAGCCUGGCUCAUACAAGAUCGGGGAUCCCAGAUGCUUUUCUCACACUGGGGACCGUCCAGCGGCUCUUCUACCAUCUGUACUCAGAGAGAGAAGAGGUUCGAGCAGCAUGUUCCUGUGCCCUUGGCUACCUCAGUUACAAUGCACGUGCUUUCCGCAUCCUGCUAACGGAGUGCAGGAAUAAGCCUAACCAAUUUCUGCGCAUAAAACAUAACAUCAGUAGGGACGCCAGGAUCAACCCUGCCUUCCUAAAGGAGUUUCAAAUGCAGCAGGACGUGGGACUUCCUUCUUUAAGCCUGGAGAAGAAUGGAGGACCAUCUGUAAUUCCUAUCUUUAAAAAAGGGAAAGAGCACCGAAGAAAAGCAAGACCUAAAAUCCAGCCAAGAGAUUCUCUGACUUUAAUACCACCUGCAACUAACUUCAUGGGGCUCUUCAGAACAACACACAAGACCAAUGUUUCCCACAACAUUUUUUCAUUUUCAUCUGGAAUUUCAUCAGAUAUCAUAAAUGUAUCAAGACCAAGAAUAGUGUUUUUGAAAAACCUUGGGAAAGGUGAACAGAAUGCCAACCCAGAGCCUGCAGAAAGCUAAUAAUUAAAAGCAAAAGGCAUUUGAAACAUGAAAUGAUUCUUUACUGGUCUUUCUCAAAGCAGAUAUUUAUUGCGGUAAAAAUACACAGCAUCUUCAGGGGAUGAAAUUUGUGUUGUUGUUUGAAUGGAAGUUAUUUAUAUUAAUACUGAAUAGAUUUUCUUCCCAGAGUUUCAUAUGGAAUUUAACCGCACGUCAGGUAUUGCCUGAAAAAAAUUAGAAUUUCUAUGUAGAAUGCCUGUACUUAUACCUAUAAUAUUUAUCAACUGUCAUGAGUAGAAUAAUACAUAUUAUAUAUAUAUAUAUGUGUGUGUGUGUGUGUGUGUGUGUGUGUGUGUGUAUCUAUAUAUCUAAAAUACGUCUCAAGAGUUAGAAACAUUUUUGAGUUGAUAUGCUGAGUUAAGAGCCCACAUAUUAACACUUACAACACUUCAGCUGUCAAAUACUUAUCAAUGUGUGAGACUUCUGAGAGACCCGAAGUGUACAGUGUCUAAAUAUUCACAGGAGUAUCGGGAAUCACUGCCCAUAAGGUACACGGGGAGAAUAAUUCAAAUACACGGAAACUAGAGUGAUCCCAUUAUCUACAAGGGGUACCUUUUCUUUGCAUCUGGAAAACAAAAUCCCUAAACAAACUAGAAUUUAAAAGAACACAAAACAUACACACCAUAAAAGCACAAAAGUGGAAACCACAGUAUACAAGCAAAAGACCAGUAAAACAAAACAAAACAAAAAAUGUCCAAACUAAGGCAUGAGGCCCACCUAGCCUUAUGUGGGGUUUAUAUACCCAGUGAGACUCCAUUGGAGAAAAAUUGUUCAUUGCAAGAAGAUGUCAGUUACGCCAGCUUCUUAGUUAGAGAUGGGAGUCUAUGUCCACUCUCAUAUCUGAGGACUACGGCCCGAUCUGGCUUGAGACUGUGCGGGCCCUGUGUGUGCUGCCACAUCCCUGAGGUCAUAUGUGCGUCAGUCCAGUUGUGUCUGGGGGCCACCAUUUUCAUACCUGCUGGCUCUAACAAAUGUUCUACCUUGCCUCUGGAGAGCUCCCUGAACCUUAAGCGGAGGAUGUCCUCAAUUCAUAGACUAUUUUUUAUCAUUUGGUUGUUUCAAGAUUAUAGAUAAGAAAAGCGUCAAGAUAACAUCCUGAGCUUUACCGGGUGGAACCAUAUUUAACCAAAGAUCUGGGCGAUUCAUGCGAGAGGUUUGCUGAGAUUCAAACCAGUGUAAGCUGUACAGUGAGUUCUACACAUACCUGAGCUAGAGUGAGGCUGUCCCAAAUGAAUGUAUUCAUAAUAAAUAUUUUGGUAAAUUUUCUUCCAUAAUUUAUGUGUACUGAUAGUAGUAUCCUUAGGAAACUACAAGUAGUUAAUUCAUAAUUACAUACAAAAUGCAAAUCCAAAUGUAAGACGUGAGUUCAGGAACUAGUUGUUGCUUUUACUUGUUAUUUCUUCACUCUCACCAUGUCUUCCAACAGCAAUCUAAUGACCAAGAACACAGAGGUACUGUGAGGAAAGGCUAUUUCCAGACACUCUAUUUUUUAAAAGGAAAAUAGGAGAGCAUAACAAAAUUGAACGUAUCUAUGGAACUUUCUGAGAAGAAAGUUAGCUUAAAACAGGACUAAAACUAGAGAUGUUUCCAUUCGAAUCAAGAAUGGUGGCUACACAGCUGUAAUUCUACUCUUGAAAUGCUGAGGCAGAAGGAUCAAGAGAGUUGAAGGCCAGCAUGCUAUGAAGUGGGCCACCUGAAGAAGGCUUUCUUCUAUGCUAAAUUUUAUCUUUACAUUAUGGCUUUUCAAUAAAACCUGUUACCAGAGUUUAGAAAGUGCACAAAUUUAACAAAGUGUUUGAGUGCAGAGGACAUAUGGGACAUAUGAACAUCUAGUGGCAAAGUCAGUGGAUAUAAGUAGCUUUAAGAAAAUGGAGAUUACUAAUUUUUAAAUUUAAUCUUUGUCUUCCACAUGUGUGCCUGGUGCCUGUGGAGGUCAGAAAAGGGUGUUGGAUUCCCUAGAACUGAAGUUAUGGAUAGUUUUGAGCUGCCAUGUGGGUGUUGGGGUCCUUUACCAAAAGUAUAAAAAGUACGCUUAACAACUGAGCCAUUUCCUUAGCCCAAGAUGCACUGUACUUAUAGCCCCAAACAGUAUGAAGUUACUUUACUCAGAAAAAAAAUCCAAUGGCAAACUUCGUGUCUGUAACACCAAGUUUCAAACAAACCUUUCUCAUCUCAUUUAUUUUCAUCUUAGUAAAUACAAUUAAAUACAUUAAAGAAGUCAGUGUAGGGUUGGGGAUUUAGCUCAGUGGUAGAGCGCUUGCCUAGCAAGGGCAAGGCCCUGUGUUCAAUACCCAGCUCCAAAAAAAAAAAGAA
Molecule: messenger RNA, 6981 nt
Organism: Rattus norvegicus (Norway rat)
Lineage: Eukaryota; Metazoa; Chordata; Mammalia; Rodentia; Muridae
Source: RefSeq, a predicted model, not a curated record